Molecule: messenger RNA, 1756 nt
Organism: Lingula anatina
Lineage: Eukaryota; Metazoa; Brachiopoda; Lingulata; Lingulida; Lingulidae
Product: ubiquitin-like-conjugating enzyme ATG3
Biological process (GO): autophagosome assembly; nucleophagy; autophagy of mitochondrion
Cellular component (GO): cytosol; phagophore assembly site
Molecular function (GO): Atg8-family ligase activity
Source: RefSeq, a predicted model, not a curated record
GACCGGAAAGAUCCGGAAGAGGUGGAUUUCAGAAACAAAACGAGAACCUAAUAUUUUUUUCUGUGUUACCACUUACUGCAUGUAACCAAAGAUGCAGAAUGUGAUAAAUGCUGUCAAGGGAAGUGCGUUAGGCGUAGCAGAGUAUUUUACACCUGUACUCAAGGAGUCAAAAUUCAAGGAGACUGGAGUGAUUACACCAGAAGAGUUUGUAGCUGCAGGAGAUCACAUUGUUCACCAUUGUCCUACAUGGCAGUGGGCAUCAGGAGACGAGUCCAAGAUAAAACCAUAUCUACCCAGGGAGAAACAGUUUCUCAUAACUAAAAAUGUGCCAUGUUACCGCCGUGUGAAGCAGAUGGACACUCACCAAGAGGAGCACGAGCUGGUGAUAGAGACCCAGGAUGGAGACGGGGGCUGGGUGGACACUCACCACUUUGCUGACACAUCAGUUGGGCAGGUCCAAGAUGCAGUAGCUGAGAUGACUUUAGAUUCUAAGGGUGGCGCUAGUGCUACAGCAUCAAGUGGAGCCCAACAAGGGGGAGGUGAUGAUGAUGAGGAUGACGGUGAUGAUGAAGAGGCAGAAGACAUGGAGGCAUUUGAAGAGUCUGGGAUGCUGGAGGCUGAAGAUACUGCCACCUUAGACCCAGCCACUGUCCAACAGGAAACUGAGGCUGCGUCAGCAGGUGCUGGAGAGAGCGGAAUUUUACAGACUAGAACUUACGACUUAAACAUCACAUAUGAUAAAUAUUACCAGACGCCUCGGCUUUGGUUGUAUGGUUAUGAUGAGAACCGUAAGCCCCUCACAGUGGAUCAGAUGUACGAGGACUUCAGCCAGGAUCAUGCCAAAAAAACUGUUACCAUGGAGACACAUCCUCACCUGCCUGGACCACCAAUGGCAUCAGUGCAUCCCUGCAGGCAUGCCGAGGUGAUGAAGAAGAUAAUUCAGACUGUCGCUGAGGGAGGCGGGGAGCUUGGGGUUCAUAUGUACCUUAUGAUUUUCCUCAAGUUUGUGCAAGCAGUCAUUCCAAGUAUAGAAUAUGACUACACAAGACACUUUACUAUGUAGACCAGUUAGGAGAGCAUGAGUUUCCAUAUCAGAGUGUCACAUAACAUGAUAUUUUACUGUAUAAAUCAGAAGGAAGAUGGGAAUUCCUAUUGAGCAUUGAAUAUUACUUAACAAAUGACUUGACUGGAUGAAUCAGUUGGAUUACACGUAUUUCCAGUACGGAAGGUGAUUACUUUAAUCAUUUUCCAUGUAAAAACAGAAGAUAGCAUCAAUUGCAUAGAAUUUGAAGACAAAACCAAGACCCCAGUGAAAAAGUGCCCUAGCCUUGUUAUGCAAAGGAGAACCGAAUAUUCUUUAUAUUAAAUGUAUGCCUUUCAACGCGGGAGAUGUUCUCAACUGUUGGUAAAGCAGAACAUAAAAUUUACAAUUUGAAUUAAAGAAAUUUUAAAAAAAAAGAACUCAGGCUUAGUAUGAUUCCAACAUUAAAAGUAAAAGCUGUAUUAAUUCCGUAAAUAGCCAGGGAGUGCAUUUAACUGAAGGGAUUAAUUAUCAAAGAUGCCAAAAAAUGCAGAAAUAACGUAUGAAGGCCACCGGAGGAAGGUUGUAAAAAUUCCUUUUGUUGAAAAGGCAGAAAUUUGUAAAUUAGGGAAACAAUCACUACAGGGUAAAUAUGACACCCACUGUAGAUACAAUAUAAUGAAUUUAUGUAAGAAGCUAUAGCGCGAGUGACACUGACCUGUGUUCUUACAAAUA